Sinocyclocheilus anshuiensis is the source of this 969-nucleotide messenger RNA. Its product is annotated as RING finger protein 223-like. The coding region runs from base 141 to 896 and encodes 251 amino acids. NCBI's taxonomy places the organism in Eukaryota, Metazoa, Chordata, Actinopteri, Cypriniformes, Cyprinidae. Gene Ontology annotation, molecular function: ubiquitin protein ligase activity. Gene Ontology annotation, biological process: protein ubiquitination. The transcript has a single exon. The record is from RefSeq and is a predicted model, not a curated record.
AUGAAGCGCUUUAAAAAAGCCCUGACACAUAAAAUGUCCGGGUUUAACGGCUUUCGCUGACAGAAUAAAGAGAAGAAAAGGUGGCUGGCGUGACUGGCUGGCGCCCAUUGUGUGGAGGAUGUGAAGCGGCGCGAGAUGCCAUGGCAGCGGCGGAUGCAGCAGCAAACGGACCGGAGUCGCCCGGUCUCCCGGUACCCAAGGCGUUUCCCUACGAGGAAUACGAGUGCAAAAUCUGCUACAACUUUUUCGACCUCGACCGUAGGGCGCCCAAGAUCUUGGAGUGUCUGCACACGUUUUGCGAGGAGUGUCUGCACUCGCUGCAGUUGUGCGAGGAGCGGCCGUGGCGCAUCAGCUGCCCCGUGUGCCGCCACCGCACGCCCGUACCGGACUAUCGGAUCCAGAACCUGCCUAACAACACCAAGGUCACGGAAGAUUUCCCUCUGUACAUCGAUUCGGACCCUGUGCCUCAAGAUGCUCUGCCGCCCCACCGGCCACCAAUGCACCCGGCGCUCGUGGCGCUCAGGCGCGAGGAGGACGCGUCCGGGGCGUCCAUGGCUGGUCACGCGACGCCGUCCACCACUACCACGCUGUCCCAGGACUCGGUCUCGCGCUACGAGAGCUGCCAAAACUGUAGGCGGCUCGCGUUGACAACCGGAUGCGUGUGCGUCAUCUUCUCUUUACUGUCCAUGCUAGUGCUGCUCUUCAUGGGCCUCAUUUUCGUACACAGCCACGGCGGGCCGCCCUCGCCCACGGGACCCCUCUGUCUGUCGGUGGCAAGCAUCCUAGCCAUGGUGUCGGCGAUGGUAACGUGGCUCCUCUACUGGCUCAAAGACCGACCGGAGCACGAUACGGGCCGCUCCUCGGCCACCACUAAUGCGAGCCGGAGAAACGCGUGACAGAAGAUCAGAAUCGUAUGACAAGCCCUUUCAGCUAUUAUUUCUUAAUACCGGUUAGUUUCUUUUCAUGUUA